Molecule: messenger RNA, 2629 nt
Organism: Closterium sp. NIES-67
Lineage: Eukaryota; Viridiplantae; Streptophyta; Zygnematophyceae; Desmidiales; Closteriaceae
Source: the annotation of a GenBank genome assembly
GAAUCGUGCUAGCAGCUCCGUCAAACAUCUGGACUCUAGAGAACAUAUUUCCAGAGGUAUAUAGAAGCCGGUUUUCACUGCACAGCACAGAAGCUUACUAUCGCCUACGUGCCUCGUAUUGAGAUCGCCUUGAAGCCAGUCAUGGUGUCCCGCACGCCCAUUCACACUCUGCCUGACGAGCUCCUCAUUCCGCUCCUCUGGCCCUCCAAGCACCCCACUGAGCCCGCCACUGGCCAAUGCGCUGGCCAAUCCGCUCACCACGUUCCCUGGCCCUCCAUGUUCGACAAGCCCAGGUACGUCGUGCGUCGCGAGGAGAGCGUCGUUUCCUCGUGCACUCCGCUGGCCUUCACCGACACCGCUCGCAGCCUCGCCAUGGCCGCCGUCUGCCGUCGCUGGCGCCGCCUCGUACGGACUGAGGUCACCACGCUGCGCGUACGGCAAAACUGCGUCGUGUCGCCGCAGGACCUCUCGCACGCCGUCGCAUGCUUCCCGCGCCUCACUCGCCUGCAUCUGUGCAACGGCAGCGCGGGGACCGUCGACGACGCGUUCCUCGCGCACCUCGCGUCGUCGUGCCCCGAGCUGAGAGUCCUCCACGUGGGGAGAGCAUCACGCCGGACGCGGAUUAUAGCGAGGACGAGAACGAGCACCCGGUGACGGCGGCCGGAUUGGACCACCUGUUCCGCGGCUGCACGCGGAUGGAGAGCCUUUCGCUGCGCUGCCUCCAUAAACAGACCAGUCUGCCCGCGUCCUUCUUCAGCCUCACCAACCUGCACACACUCACCCUCAACGACGCGUCUGCUCUCGACGCGCCGGCCUUCGCGAACCUUUCGUCCAUCGCGAAUCUCGCCAUCGACGCCGUGUUACUCGACGACGGCCGCCUGCUCCGCCUCGCCCGCUUGCCCAACCUCGUUAGUCUCGCCUUCCUCGACGACACGCAGCUCGGCGAAGACGACGGUCGCCACGCCUUCUUCUCCUUCGCGCGCCUGUCGUCGCUCAAGUCGCUCGAGUUCGAGGCCUACGGCCCCAAGCCCGACAUGCUGCUCUUAUCCGAGUCGUCCUGCAGCCGCCUCGAGCGCCUGCUGCUCUCCCACUACGACUGCCUCGGGCGCCUUCCCGACAAUAUCGACGCGCUGCUGCCACGUGUCCGGGAGCUGAGCGCCCGCUGGUGCAACGGCGACCUGCCCGAGCAAAUCACGUCGUUGCGGUUUUUAGAGAGCCUAACUAUUUCCAUGUGCGGCGGGGUCACCCUGUUGCCCGAAAACUUCGGACGGCUGACCGCUCUGAAAACUCUAGUGCUGCACGGUCUGCCGCUGUCGAGCCUGCCCGCGUCCUUGGGCCAGCUGAAGGCCCUGCAGACGCUGCUCGUGGUGGACUGCGCUGACCUCCGCGAGCUGCCUGCCGGCUUCGCGGCUGGCCUCACUUCCCUCCAGAACCUCAGCCUCGUGCAUUCGCCGCAUGUAGUGCUCCCGGCGGACAUCGGACGCCUCACCAACCUCCAGACCUUCCUCUUGAAGCGGAGCGGCGCGAAGGAGCCGCUCCCCACGUCGUUCACCCUGCUGUCGUCCCUGGCGCGCCUGGAGCUCGACCAGUGCAUGGUGUCAGAGCUCCCGGCGGCCGUGGGGCAGCUGAGGCGCCUGGAGGAGCUGUGCAUCCAGUGCUGCCCGCACAUCACGGCGCUUCCCGCGGCCAUCACAGCCCUCACUGAACUCCAGGUCCUGAGAGUUGGUGACUGCAGCGGGCUCUCCUGGGUGCCCAGGGAUCUCAGCAGGCUUGCGAGGCUGAGGGAGGUGGAGCUGAGCGGAUGCGCACGGCUGACGGAGUAUCCACACGCCCUGCCGCGCUCGCUGGAGGGGCUGACCCUGGGGAACGACCAGCAGGGGAGUGCUCUGACAGGCAUUGGAGCCAUCUCCACACUGACGAGGCUGAGCACGCUGAGCCUCAAGUUGGUUACCUUGGCGGAUGGGCUACACGAUAGCAGAAAUUUGUCUCGUCUGACUCGACUGCAGCACUUGGAGCUGGCGAUAGCAAGUGAUUCGACAGAGCUCCCUUUCCCCUUGACGUGCCUCCCCCACCUGCACUCCCUGACCAUCUGGAGCGCUGGAGGCAUGAUCAGCCUCCCUGAUGACGUCGCCUUGGCUCUGAAGCAGUUGCGACGGCUGAGCAUCCAGCGGGCUGACGAGCUGCAGCAGCUGCCAGCAGCCAUCACCAUGCUCCACCACCUGACCUGCUUUCAACUCCACGCACCCAAGCUUGCCUCCCUCCCUCAAGGCAUGGGUACACUGACCAGGUUGCUCAAGCUGAAGCUGUCCAGGUGCUCUUCACUCUCGCACCUCCCUGCCUCGCUCACCCAGCUGGCAUGUCUGCACGAGCUGACUGUGCAACACUGCUCCAUCCGCUCCCUUCCCUCAAGCUUUGCACGGCUGAUGAGGCUCAGGGAUCUGAACCUGCAGGGGUGCGAGCAGCUGGAGGCUCUGCCUGCGGACCUACCCCAGCUCAAGAUGCUGCGCUGUUUGACUGUGAGAGGGUGCAGCCGGGUGUGCGAGGUCAGAGGCGCUAUUCAGCCUGCUGGCGUUUAUGGGAUGUAUGGGCUGACUUUGUCAGCGCUAUGAGGUGUUGCCGCUGAGCGUGG